Molecule: messenger RNA, 3649 nt
Organism: Limulus polyphemus (Atlantic horseshoe crab)
Lineage: Eukaryota; Metazoa; Arthropoda; Merostomata; Xiphosura; Limulidae
Product: F-box/WD repeat-containing protein 8-like
Exons: 11
Coding region: 667-2796 (709 amino acids)
Cellular component (GO): preribosome, large subunit precursor
Molecular function (GO): protein binding
Source: RefSeq, a predicted model, not a curated record
AUAUGUUUUGUUUACUGCCAGUGUUGCGAAGUUGUAUAUUGUAUUCAGGUUUUAUCCGUAUUAUUCUUUAUUUUAUAGACAAGAUGACGAAAAUGAACUAAAUCGUUAACUUAACUAAUCUACUCAACAGUAGUAAUGGAAGUAUAAUAAGGUUCAUUAGCUCUGUUGUUAGCCUGAAUACGUUUAGCCUCGUUUACGUCACAUGUGGCGAUGUAGUGCGUAUUACUAUUACCGUCAUUUUGUUCAGAUUGGGAUUUAGCAGCCUAUGUAUGUACAAAUAUAUAUGGAGGAUUUUUCUAAGUGUUUCGUCUUUGACAUUAAUCAACUUGUUUGUUUUUUAACAUACGUUUCUGCCAGAAUGUUUCAUGUCAUUGAAACUUGUGAAACCUCUUAAGUCUCAAAAUAUUUGAUCUUUGGACCUUGUGAAACAACCCUCUCCUUUUUUUUUUCUUUUGAUAAGUCAGAUUUUAUUGUGGAUGUUAACGUAGUUGAAAUAUGAAGCUAUAUUUAGUAACUAGUCAAAUAUUAAAAGUAUAGGUCGUUUGCGAAUAAAGCUUGACACUUUUAGGAAUGUUAUUGGUGAAAUAUCUGAAUGCUAAAAGUAAAAUUAAUGGGAGUGUUAUAUAACUUUCCUAUUACAGUGUUUUCAUAUUUUCAAGCAGCAUAAUGAGUGGUCUUGAUGAAUUUCGUAAUCAAUGGCUUCAAGAACUAAAGCCAGUUGCAGAGUAUACAAAUCCCAAUGGAAUUAGUAAAAGCAGUGGAUCAACUAGUGCUACUGCUGUUGAUAAAGAACCAGGAAAAGAUGUAGGAAACAUUGAAAUUUACUUAGAUCCACUCAAAAACAGUUUUGUAGCAGCAGAAAACAGUAAAGCUGGUACAAACAGGCCUGAUAGUGAUACAUCAUUUCAGGCUUUAAAUGUAGGUUUUGAUCCAAACACAAUUAAAAGAACAAUGAAAGAUCCAAUUUCUAACCAAAGUUUUGACAAACAUAAUUUAUCAACAAGAUCUGUGUCAGAUAUUAACUACAUUGAUAAAUUUGGUGACAAGAGGCCCUGGGCAUUUUAUAUAACAGAACAGCUGCUUCAAGGUAAAGUUCCGUGCAACAGCAAGUUAUUUCAAUCCAAGGAAAAUAAUAUAAAUGAGAAUGCUUACGAAAGUAUUGACAAAUGGUACAAAACCAUUUGUGAUCAGUCGACUGUUAAUAAAAGAUCUGCACUUUCUGUUAUAACACAUGAUGUACCCAAAAAAACUAAGAAGGAUGCUUUUGGGAAGGACUGUCUGAUUGAUGUUUUAAUUCAUGAUUUGGAUGAUAUCAAUGAUAUUCCAUUUUUUGACAUUACAUUACCUAAGGAAGUUGCUAUCAAAAUUUUCCAGUGCUUGGGCAUUGAAGAUUUGUGUUCCUGUGCUCAGGUCAGCAAGAGUUGGCGGAGUAUUGCUGAAGAUGAUCUUCUCUGGUAUAGGUUGUAUUGUUAUUCUGGAUAUGGGAAUGAUACUACAGCUCCAGUUCAUUCUGUACAGAACUGGAAAGGUUUUCUGAGGGAUACCAUUGUAAGAGAGCAAACACUUCGACAGAAUUGGAAGAACAGAAUUGGUCGGCUGUAUGAGUUGGAAGAUUCUCGAGCAGGCAUUCUUUGUUCUGCUUAUUCCUGUCCAGGAUUUAUUGUUACAGGCUAUUAUGGAGGAAGGCUUAAUCUGUGGAGACUGCGAGAAGAUGGAAUUGAUGAUUAUCUAACUAUAUUGGAUCCUGAUCAUGAUUCACGUUCUAGAGGUUUGGGCAGUGUCACAUGUGUUGCAGUUAACCAAGACUUUGUUGUGGCAGGGUUUGAUCAUGGUUUAGUUUAUACCCCAAUCUCAGACAUUGCUAGCAAGACAGUAUUACCAUCAGAAGCUCCUGUGACAGUGGUGAAAAUGUUUGAGAAAGGAUGUAUUUUUGCUGCUUCUAGUUCCAGCAGAGUACAAGUUUUCAGUCCAAACUUUGAAGAGAGAUCUUUAACUCUGCAACAUGAAACAAAGGUUGGUCAUCUUAGUGUAUCAUCUCUCUCAAACUCUGAAGCUUUUGGGGUUGCUGUCGCUACAGACACAGUUAUCAGAAUGCACAGAUGUAGCUCUAAGGAAGACAUAUCAUAUGUUCUUCACCAUCUGAUUGGAUCAACUGUAACGUGCUUGGACAGUUGUGGUGAGGUCUUGGGAGCAGGAAUUACAGAUAGAACAGCUGUAAAUGUCUUUCAGAUUCCUUUAUACUCGCUCACUGAUGGCCACCUGAUAGGAAAUUUAGCUAGCCACACAAGUGCUGUUUUGUGUCUUGAUUUGCAUAAUACCCCUGUUCAUUUGAUAGCUUCUGGUUGUAGGGACAAAAGGGCAAGAGUGUUUGAUAUGCGAACUCUUAAGGCUGAAAUCAGCAUCAGUGCUCACUCCCGAGGUGUUUCACAGAUCCAGAUGGAUGAAAACCGCCUGGUAACUGGAGGAGAAGAUGGUUUUGUGUGUGUCUGGGAUCUACGUACAAGAGCUAAGUUGUGGGAAAUGAGAAAUAGACAUCCAGUGAAAUACUUAAGAUGUGAAAAAACAACACUGGUUACAGCAAAUAUUCCUGAUGAAAAGUGUCCUGAACCAGAAGAUGGAGAGCUUGUGGUGCAUAGAAGGCAACGAGGAACUGUCCGUGUGUAUGAUUUCUCAGCUGAUCAACAAACAAAGGGUGUUCCAUCUAUUUGUUUAUCAUCAUACAAUGAACCUACUGGUUACAAUUAUAACAUCCGUUUAGCCGUACCCUAUGAUGAAAUUCGUGGAUUUUGUUCAUAAAAAUGAUAAAUUAAAUCUUCACUUUUUAUUCUGAUGUGUAAGCCUUGUACAUUAUUUACAGAUUCACGUCAUUUCUAGAAACACAAUGUAAUGGUGGGUAUACUUUUGUACUUUCACUAUAUCGUUUUUAAUAGGGUUGUUGAUACACAGAGUUAUUCAUCAGUCACACCCGUGUGGUAGUACAUGAAAGUGGUGAACUGUAACAUCAUUAAUGUAUAUAUUUCCCACUUACUACAAAAAUUAUAAUAAAAUCUAAGUUUUGUGGUUAGUGGGCAACAUACUUUUCAAGUACUUCUGUGGUAAUCCCAUUUUAUGUUGGGCAACAUACUUUUCAAGUACUUUUGUGCUAAUCCUAUUUUAUGUAUUUUCAACAAACAGGAUUGAACCUGUAAGCUCUCAGACCUUUUAUAACAACUCAAACUACCAGUUUAAUUUUUUCCCCUCAAUUUACAGUUGAACCCAACACAUCCUAUAUGCCAAGUGAGUAGUGCUCCACUGACUGAGCUAAAGUGUUAAUCCACUAUUAAUUGCUCAUAAAUAACUUUUUUAAUAUCUUAAAAAGGCCACAUUCUUCCCCUCUCAUAAACAAGUCUCAUCAUCAGACCUCACGUCACAGUCAUGGGAUGGACCCAGGUUGAGCAACAGCUGUUCUGGAGUAAUUUCAGUUUCAUUUAUUAUUUGUGUCAGAGUCAAACCCAAGACCUCUUGCCCACCAGAUAAGUACUCUACAAACUGAGCUACAGGGCUAACCCCAGAGUGUUUGCUAAUCAGGCACGUUUUGAUAACUCGUACUACCCUUUUGAAUAUUCCUGUAUUUUGCAUUGUUGAAUAAAAACAGAUGAAUUAUACUCAA